CUUCUCCUGACCCUCUUCUUCUCGUCGUUCGAGGAGACAUUCGCACAUCUUUCUAGUCGUCGAUCGGCUACACUCCCUUGACCCGUCUGGACAGCUUGACAUUCCCUUGUGCUUGUGCUUGGUGACUUCGGCUAAGUUCGAAAAAGGACCUUUUGCGAAGCUUGGGAGCAGCAUAUACGCACGACAAAGACCCGCAUUGAUCAUCGGGUCUCCCUGUCUAGUUCGCUCUCAAAGUAGCAAAGUCUUGGUGUCUCCGGAAGCGCGCAACGAAAACGGCCGACAUGUCGGUCGCAAGCAAAAACCCCUUUGCUCUCCUCGGUGACGAGGAUGGGCCAGCUCCUGCCGGUGCUGCUGCCGCCGCUCCGGCCUCUGCCAAGCAGGCCGACGCUGCACCCGUGAAGAGAAACAUCCCUGGUGCCGGCGGCAACAACGCCAACAACGGCACUGGCCGCCAGCAGGCUAACGCUCGCGGUGCCAACUCGGCUGGACGAGGUGGGGCUCGCUCCAGUCGCCAGACCGAGGCCGGUGCUGGUGCUGGUGGUGACGAAGAGUCGCCGGCUCAGCGAGACGGACGCAGCAACCGGGGUCGCGGCGCAGAGGCCCGAGGAGGACGUGGCCGUGGUGCUAGCGGCCGUGGCCGCGGCCGUCAGUUCGACAGGCACUCCCAGACGGGCCGUGAGGAUUCGAACAAGAACCUGCACCAGGGCUGGGGAGGUGACGAUCCCAAGCGCGAGCUCGCCGUUGACGAGAAUGCUCGUGCCGACGCCGCUGCAGAGGGUGGUGACAGCGUCAAGCCCUCCUCGGACGCUCCUGUCUCUGGCGAGGCAAACGGCUGGGACGCCCCCGCUGAGGGAGGCGCCAAGACCGGCGACGCCCCCUCGGCUCCCCUCGCCGCAGUCGAGGAGGAAAAGGACAACACGAAGACUCUUGACGAGUACCUGGCCGAGCAGGCUGCCAAGCGCGCUCAGAUUGGCGCCAAGAAGGAGGCUCGCCAGGCCGACAACAUCGACGCCUCGUCGCUUGGCAAGAAGGUCGAGCACUCUCGCGGAGAAGACUUCUACAGUGUCCAGAAGGAAAUGAAGCACCGCCAGCGCGAGAGGAAGGAGAAGGCGACGCUCGAGAUCGAGCAGACUUUCUACACCCCUCCUGUCCGUCCCUCGCCUGGCCGUGGUGGCGCCCGUGGUGGCGCCCGUGGUGGCCGAGGAGGCGAGCGCGGGGCCGAACGAGGUGGCCGCGGACGUGGUGCCGCUCGCGGCGGCCGAGGCGGCCGACCGACUGGCCCUGCCGUCAACCUUGCCGACCAGAGCGCUUUCCCUACGCUGGGCAACUAAGCGAUCUUGACCCGUGGGGGUUAUUGCGCACGAUUUUCAUUCAGUCCUCGUUGCUCUCAACCCAAUCCAGAGUCUGCCGCAUCCCACUCCCACCUCGCUACCCUCUUCUAAAAGCUCAAAACAACUCUCUAUCGUUGUCCUUCUCUUCUCUUCCUAUAAAAAAAGACUCUACUCAUCUUCAUCUUCUCCUUGGCUCUCGUCGCUGUCCGACAUCCUGUCUAUUCCUCCCUCUCCCCCCCUCCCUCCCUUCUUCUCUCCCUCUCACCCUCUCUUCCUCUCUCUCUCUCCCCCUCUCUCUUUCUCCCUCGCGCGCUUUCUCUCUCUCCAUCUCUCUCUCUCUCUUGUGUAGUGACUCGUGAGCGCUAUUUUGGUG
Messenger RNA from Acaromyces ingoldii, 1704 nucleotides. RefSeq lists its product as hypothetical. Gene Ontology annotation, molecular function: RNA binding. Bases 282 to 1331 code for a protein of 349 amino acids. Lineage: Eukaryota; Fungi; Basidiomycota; Exobasidiomycetes; Exobasidiales; Cryptobasidiaceae. The record is from RefSeq and is a predicted model, not a curated record. Gene Ontology annotation, cellular component: cytoplasm; nucleus. The transcript has 4 exons.